GUCCGUCCACCUCCACUCUCGACCUCCACUGUUGCCUUCCGCUCAGUCGUCACAAAUAAUCCUACGACAAGAUUGCAUCAACAAAACGCUGAAGGAUAAUAACUCUGGCUGGUUCACCACGUCCAUGGCAGUUAUCCUUUUCUCUUCUAGUAACCCCACCACUCUUUAAAAAUUCCGCCUAAAAAGAAAAAGCGUUCUGUCCCCUCUUUUGGGUUUUCAGCUAACGUGUACAAUAAUUACCCAGAAGAUCUAGGGUCAUCGCUUCACCGAGAGCCAUUUGACUUCAACGCGGAGCCACCUUGGGAUCCUAGCUGAUAGUGGACGGGUUCAAACCAGGACUCAUCCAUGUGAGUAACACAGUUUGUUGCUAAAGUCUAGGAACCCAGGGGCUCAAGAGGGUGUGAGCAAGUACACUUCGGACUAGCCAAGUUCUUUAUGCCUGUCGGAUUAGAAGAAAACGGUUGAGAGGAUGAAAGGAAUCGCUGAUGAACCGCAGUAUUCUGUCGGUCUGCUGGAGGGAGGCGCAGCCCUCUGUGACGUGAUUGACAAUCAUAUUUAUGAACAAUCUCUGACUGAGAAGAAUGCAUUCUUUGUAGCAGACCUGGGAGUAAUAAUGAGGCAGCAUGUUCGCUGGCGAACCCACAUGGCCCAAAUUAGACCCUACUACGCUGUCAGAUGCAACAGCAGCCCAGCUGUUAUUGAGGUUCUUGCUGCCCUCGGCGCCGGAUUCAUUUGUACCAACAAGUCUGAGCUUGAGCUGGUGCAGAGCCAUGGUAUUCCCUCUGAAGAUAUCGUCUACAGCGGUGUUUGCAAACAAGUGUCCCAGAUUAAAUACGCUGCUAAAAACGGCAUUGACCUCCUGGUGUGUGAUAAUGAAGCCGAGCUGCGCAAGAUUUCUCGCUGCCACCCCAAUGCCAAGCUGCUGCUACAAGUUUCAACAGAAGCUUCCAGCCAGGGCGACGAGAUGAGCAUGGCAUUCGGCUGUUCCCUCAAGGACUGCAGGCGUCUGCUGGAGAAGGCCAAGGAGCUGGGGGUGCAGGUGGUGGGAGUCAGGUCUCACAUUUCCAGCUCCUGCGAGGAUGACCAGGUGUACGUUCAUGCCAUAUCUGACGCCCGCUGUGUCUUUGACAUGGGAGAGGAGAUCGGUUUCAACAUGAAUGUCCUGGACAUUGGAGGUGGCUUCAGUGGCUCUGAGACCCAGCUGGAAAUGAUCAAUACUGCAGUCAUGUCGAUGGUGGAUUUAUACUUCCCUCCUUCUACUGGUGUUUCCAUCAUCGCUGAGCCCGGCAGCUUCUUUGUGUCCUCUGCGUUCACUCUGGCUGUGAACAUCAUCUCCAAGGAGGUGGUGGCACGAGACCGCCAGGACCAAGCACACGAUGAUCCGUCUCCCAACGAUGAGCCAGAGUUCCAGUACUACAUGAACGAGGGGGUGUAUGGAUCAUUCACCAGCAAACUCUGUGAGACGCUGAUCCCUGCUCCAUCUGUUCACAAGAACCCCCCCCUGGAUGCUCCGGUGUUCAGCAGCAGCCUGUGGGGCCCCUCUGCAGACGACCUGGACCAGGUGGUGGAGCACUGCCUGCUGCCUGAGCUCAACAUCGGAGACUGGCUGACCUUCUCCCAGGCAGGGGCCUACACCAUGGGACAGCCCCUCCGCACCACCCCCGACUCACCAGCGCCCCCUGUGUACUACGUCAUCUCCUCCAGGGACUGGUAUGAGAUGCAGGACACUGUAGUCACCCAUGAGGCUACACUGAAGAACUUCUCUUUGGUCCCUUGUUUCCACAAUUCCUGCCACACAGAGGCCGCUCUGUCUGUCCCCGCGUAGCAAUCAUCAGACUAGGAAGUCUUUACUUUCCUGCUUUCUGCUGCUAGCUUCCUCUGGUCCACAUUUCACGGGGUUGAAUGGAGCAGAUAUAGCAUUUUACAAACCCCAAUACACAAUAAACUAAGCGAUUAAACCCUAAGUAGAUGUUUUAAGUAUGCAACAAAAUGGAUGAGUCCUAAAAGACAAAUGCAUUCUUCCCUUUGUUUUGCGCCGUUUACACACACACGGUAGACGUAUAAUGAUUCUAUUUAACAAAUCCUCUUAUCUAUGUCUUCAUUGCUUUUGCCAGUGUCGUAAAGUACAAUAUGUAUAACUGAGUGGAGCUGUGUAUUUAAAUACACAGUUCUGAGAUUUUGUAGUGUGCUUUGCUACAGGAUGUGUAUUUAUGAAUUUAAUUGGUUGUAUAGUUUAUUCAGUUUGAUCAGAGCUUGAUUUCCCUUAUAACAUUGAUUACAUGUUUUCCUACUCAGUGUUUUGAAGCUUGCAAAUGAAAGCGUAUUCACUCAUCUGUGAACAAAGCCAGUGUCAUCAUGAAGUCCUCUCGUGUAAUAAUGAUCAGUCUGUUCUGGUGUGGUUGAGAAGCUGAACUAGUGUUUCUCUAAAACGCUAAGUAGCUUACUCCCUGAGCAGUAAAAGAGCAGCAGGUAACUGUUAUACUUCGACAUAAUAAAACCGGUUUAUUAUUCAGCACGCGCUGCAGAUGGAACAAAGGAAGUGCUGAUGGAUAAAGAAUCAGCUAACAUGAAAUAACAAAGCAUUUAUAAUGCUAGAAACAUUUAAUGCUAUUUCUAUCAAUAUUUCUAUGUUUGAGAAUAUUUUUUCAAGAUCUAGGACUGCUUUUAAAAAAAUAUGAUUUCCCUAUCUGUGUUUAAGGCAUGAUGAACUAUCUGUGAUCGUCAACACGAACAGCAAUAAACACCUCAAUGACUGGA
Molecule: messenger RNA, 2757 nt
Organism: Trematomus bernacchii (emerald rockcod)
Lineage: Eukaryota; Metazoa; Chordata; Actinopteri; Perciformes; Nototheniidae
Product: antizyme inhibitor 1-like
Exons: 12
Coding region: 470-1825 (451 amino acids)
Biological process (GO): positive regulation of polyamine transmembrane transport; negative regulation of protein catabolic process
Cellular component (GO): cytoplasm
Molecular function (GO): ornithine decarboxylase activity; ornithine decarboxylase activator activity
Source: RefSeq, a predicted model, not a curated record